CCUCUUUCGUCCCUCGAACCACCCGCGGCCGGAAGAAACGGCGCUGGCGCAUACCGUUCACCGAGUAGAGCCCGGAGGCAGACGCCGCCGUCGCGCGGCGUGACACACGCAAACCAUCAUGGGAUUGCCCCAGCUUGACGUCUGGUUUGCUGGCGCCGACGAUGAGUUGCCGUCCUUCUCCUUCGCGCUCUCUUUGUCAUUCCUCAACUCGCCGUGCGGAAUACUGACCAUCGCCGAAAUUGUAACGGGCAUACUGACGUUCGCCCUGUCCUACAGCAGCCGCUACGUUCUACUGCAAGCCUUUGGACUCGUCUUUUAUCUCAGCGGCGGCAUCUCCCUGCUGGCCCUAGAAGCCGGUCAAAGCGUGGCGAUUGCUGCUGGGGUGUUUGCCAUAAUCAGCUCAGUUCUUCACGGCCUGCACGCCGUCUUCGUCUACCUAAAGAGGAAGAAAUGAUUUCACGUCUGAGAAGAAUAACACGUUCAUUUUCAGCGCACUGCCUCUUCAUCGGAAGUUUCUGGUCACUUCUAUCUUGGAAUACUGAAGACCCGAAGACUUGUGCCGAAUGACUGCAAUAUAACCGGCGAAGAAAACAUGCUGAUAUCGAAGCCUUUACCCGUGUAUUUGAGCGCCAAAUCUUCAAUAAAGAGCGCAUUAUUGUUGUUCGUCCAAA
Messenger RNA from Rhipicephalus microplus (southern cattle tick), 671 nucleotides. RefSeq lists its product as uncharacterized. Gene Ontology annotation, cellular component: membrane. Lineage: Eukaryota; Metazoa; Arthropoda; Arachnida; Ixodida; Ixodidae. The record is from RefSeq and is a predicted model, not a curated record.